Tachyglossus aculeatus (Australian echidna) is the source of this 2858-nucleotide messenger RNA. RefSeq names its product MAP6 domain containing 1 (gene MAP6D1). The record is from RefSeq and is a predicted model, not a curated record. Gene Ontology annotation, molecular function: calmodulin binding; microtubule binding. Gene Ontology annotation, cellular component: Golgi-associated vesicle; microtubule; cis-Golgi network. The transcript is spliced from 4 exons. NCBI's taxonomy places the organism in Eukaryota, Metazoa, Chordata, Mammalia, Monotremata, Tachyglossidae. Bases 3 to 668 code for a protein of 221 amino acids. Gene Ontology annotation, biological process: regulation of microtubule cytoskeleton organization; microtubule cytoskeleton organization; cytoskeleton-dependent intracellular transport.
CCAUGGCGUGGCCGUGCAUCAGCCGGGUGUGCUGCCUGGCCCGCUUCUGGGACCAGGUGGACAAGUCGGACCUGGCGGUGCCGCUCACCAUCCACAGCUACUCGGACAUCGACCAGCGGGACGGGGACAGGGACGGCGGGGCCGGGGGGACUUCGGCGGCUGGGACCCGCGCGCCCGGGGACCCCUGCCCGGCCCGCACCCGCACCGGGACCCCCCGCACCGGGACCCCCCCGCACCGGGACCCCCCGCACCGGGACCCCCCGCACCGGAGCGCCCCGGGCGGCGCCGGCCGGGACUGCGGGAGGGAGGGGCCGCCCGGUCCCGCCCCCGCGCCCGCCCCCGCGCCCGGUCCCGCGCCUGCGCCUUGGCCGCCCUCCUCGCCUUGCUCCUCGUCCACCCCGUCCCGGCGGCGGCGGCGGCGCGGGGUGUACGGACUGCCCGCCGGGACCGCCCCCCCCACGACGUCCUACAGGCAGGAGUACCGGCCUUGGACUGGAGUGAAGCCUUCGAAACCCAUAAAGACCAAACAGACCUCUGUCCUUGGGAUAGAUAACACUGUGCGGGAGACCAGCUACAGAACAGAUUUUAAGGUGCCAGAAGGAAAGACCAAGUUUUCCCCAAAUCCUUCCGCUGUCUUUCAGGCUCCAGCUCGAAUUCUCAAUGUGUGAACACCAAGCCUGGGCCCAGAGGGGCUCCUGAAUGAAGUUUUUGGAGGGACUGAGAAGCAUCUGCACAAAUUGACUGCUAUGCAACUUCAUGAGAGGUGUUCAGUUAACGAGCUGCACAUGCAGCUGCGUUUGUUAAUGAUACGGUCUCUGGUUGAUACCCAGUGGUGGUUACGGCAUUCGUUAAGCACUUACUAAGUGUCGAGCACUGUUCUAAGCACUGGGAUAGAUAUGAGUUAAUCAGGUUGGACACAGUCCCUAGCUCACCUGGGGCUCACAGUCUAAGGAGGAGGGAAAACAGGCUAAUUGAAUCGCUAUUUACCUGAGGCACAGAGAGGUUAAGUGACUUGCACAAGGUCACACAGCAGACGAUUGGGAGAUCUGGGAUUAGAACCCAGGUCCUCUGACUACCAGGUUCAUGCUCGUUCCGAAAGGCCAAGCUGCUUCUCUGGCAAAAAACAACACCCACACUCAUACCCGCAAGCACUGGGGAAAAUGACCCCGUUUUCAUCCAAACAGGCUUGUUACCAUCUGCCAUCUGGCAUAAUGUUUAAGGCUAACAAUGACUGAGCAGGGCAACUUGUGGGCAGAGGCCCCAGGACACCUGCAGGAAACGCAAGCUGCAAAUGGAAAUGGUCACUUUCAAAAUUUGAAACCAAAAAGCCACCUCGGAAGUAGGCCUUAAGGAAGUCUUAUCUUUUUGGCUCUAGGUCAUUGAAUGUUUUACUCCCACUGUUGAAAUCAUGGCAAGUGCAACACUAGAUUUUCUAAACAUACUAGAUCCCGAGGGGUUGCUGAUUUUUUUUUAAUUUGGGAAAUACGCAAAAUUUGCUUUUUAAUCGAUGCUAUUUUGAAUCAAGUUGGUGUUGCCAACAUGGCAUUGCUAUACCAGGACUCUUCAAAGAAGCAGUACUGUGAACUUUUUUAAUUUCCUGUUUUCCUAAGAUGCCAAUACAAGGUUUUUAAACAACGGAGAUAACCGCUGAUCUUUUGAAGAGGGCACACCUUGGCUCUUCUUAUGAACAACUUUGCGUAUACAACUUGUAAAAACAAAUUAUAUUGUCUUGAGAAUUCUGCAUUAUUGCCUGUUGUCUUGGUUAUGCUAAUAUUGUCAAAUAGAACAUCUGUUUUACAAAAAAAGAGUGGAAUGUAAUUCCGGAAAUUUCAUUUUUAAAGCCAACCAUUUAAAUAUCAUUACAGGGAAGUGAAUUAUAUUUUAGACCACUAGGUUUUUUUAGGCUUCUAUUGUGAAUUUAAUUGUUUUAGUAAAGCAUUUCUUGGUUUUAUCAUUUUGCGUGUGUUAGGGGCAGGAUGGAGUAUUUUAUAGAGGUUUGUGUAAAACAGUUAAUAUGGAGUCGACUUAAAUUAUUUUCAUUUUCAAAGUGUCUGAUAAUGGGAAGAGCAUGCCUAUGAAGUGAUGAUUGGGGAUCUCAUCCACUCAGAAGGAGGGAACAGACAGCUCCUUGGGACGCAAACUGACAUUUGUGGAAGAAAAAUGACUUGGUUAAGAGAGGCAUUUGGGACUUUCCCCUGAAUCUUUCUUCAAAGCAAUCAAUGGCUGGAUUAAUUCAGUCUGUCAUCCAAGUUAGUUAGCCCAUUACCCCUGUUAGCCACAAAAUAUCAUUCCCAAAUGGGGGCUGAGAUCAUUCAUUCAUUAGGUGGUACUGAGCACUUAAGUGUGUGCAAAGCACUGUACUAAGAUCACUUCUAGGAAAUGCAAAUGAAUUUACCUCUCAUCCAUCUGGGGUUCCAGGCUUCCUGUAGGUUACAAAGGAAACCCUUCCCCUUCAUCAUCUCUAAAUAUUCGUUUUUGGUUUUUGUCUUUUCCUAGGAUUCAUUUUUAAGCUCCCCUUUCAAGGCAAGCAUUUUGGGGAAAUAUCAUUUACAGGGCGAAGAUGAUCUAGGUAUUCUGUAUGGCACCGUUUUUGCAUGUUUAGAUAUUUCUACAUGAAAACAAAAAGAAUCUCUGCCUGGUAGUUUAUACCGUUUUUAAUUAUUUAUUGGUUCAUUUUUAACUCAGAUUUUAUUAAAUGACCAAAAGGUACUGCAUAUUCAAUUUCAAUUGUUAAUUUAUUAUAUUUCUAAGUGAGAUGUCAACCCAAAGGCAACACACAUAAGCUUGUACUUUGUCAUGUGUACUAAAAGGUAAUUUAACAAAUUAAACGUAUUUUGGCUACUGAUUAUUUUCAUUUA